GGACUCUUGAGCUUGAGCAUUUGGAGAUUCGAGUGCCACUUUUCUCGCCAUGACUGUUUCGUAUACGAGUGAGGUCGCGGAUUGUCGGGGUUUUGGAAAUUUCUGGAAGCUUCUGUUCAGGUGGAGAGGGAGUGUCUACAAGCUAGUCUGGCAGGAGCUGUUCCUCUACGCUACCAUCUACUUCUCUUGUUCAGGAAUCUACAGAUUUGUCUUGAAUGAACCAUACAGAAGAGCCUUCGAGAAAGUGUCCCUCUACUGCACCUACUUCAGCGACUUGAUUCCCGUGUCCUUCGUGCUGGGCUUCUACGUGAGCAUCGUCAUCCAGAGGUGGUGGGCGCAGUUCGAGUGCAUCCCGUGGCCAGAGACCAUCGCCCUGGUCGUGUCCACAGCUAUCCAGGGACAUGACGACCGCGGCCGACUCAUGCGCCGUACCAUCAUGCGUUACGUGAACCUGGCUUUCACGUUAACACUGCGCAUGAUCACUCCACGAGCCAAGAAGCGCUUUCCAACCCUCGACCACAUGCAGGAGGCUGGGUUAAUGACCUCAUCCGAGAGAAAGAUCUUCGAAGCCAUUAGCAAGGUCACCCCCCAUCCCAUGUAUUACCUGCCUCUGGUAUGGACGGGCAGCGUGGUAUCGAGAGCGAGGGCGGAAGGGCGUGUCCGGGAUGACUUCGCGAUGAAGACGAUUAUCGACGAAUUAAACGACAUCAUGAGAAAACUCGGCGACCUCCUGAGCUACGACUGGAUCAGUGUGCCUCUUGUCUAUACGCAGGUGGUGAGCCUCUCCGUCUACUCCUUCUUCAUCGCCACCAUCAUGGGCAGGCAAUUCCUCGACCCGACCAAGAAUUAUCCGAACAACAGCAUCGACUUCUACAUUCCUGUGUUCACUUUCCUGCAGUUCUUCUUCUACAUGGGAUGGCUCAAGGUAGCCGAAACCCUCAUCAACCCAUUCGGAGACGAUGACGACGACUUCGAAGUCAACUGGCUCAUCGACCGAAAUAUCCAGGUAUGCUACCUCAUCGUGGACGAGAUGCACAACGAGCACCCUGACCUCGUUCAAGACCUGUACUGGGACGAAAUCUUCCCUCCUGAACUGCCCUAUACCUAUGCCUCAGAGCAGUACCGACGUGGGCCUCCUAUGGGUAGCACCGCCAACCUUGUCAUACCGCAGGAGGAACAGGAGAUUUUGCCCGUGUUGGACGAGGUGCCUGAGGAAGGGGAUGUCGAACAGAGAAGAGGAUCCAUCAUGUCAACUCGAUCACUGAAGACAGGGAGAAGGAGCUCGAUGUAUGUGUUCCAGCAACGUCUCAAAUCUUCAAGUAAUCCAGAAUAUAUUCUUAUGGAAUAUUUGCUGAAUAUUUCCAUAUCAAGUGUUCAAGAGUCAUAA
This is a messenger RNA of Penaeus indicus, 1387 nucleotides long. RefSeq names its product bestrophin-1-like. Gene Ontology annotation, molecular function: chloride channel activity. The transcript has 9 exons. The record is from RefSeq and is a predicted model, not a curated record. NCBI's taxonomy places the organism in Eukaryota, Metazoa, Arthropoda, Malacostraca, Decapoda, Penaeidae. Bases 50 to 1387 code for a protein of 445 amino acids.